Molecule: messenger RNA, 3908 nt
Organism: Centropristis striata (black sea bass)
Lineage: Eukaryota; Metazoa; Chordata; Actinopteri; Perciformes; Serranidae
Gene: snx24
Product: sorting nexin 24
Exons: 7
Coding region: 106-624 (172 amino acids)
Molecular function (GO): phosphatidylinositol phosphate binding
Source: RefSeq, a predicted model, not a curated record
UUUUAUCAAGCUGUUUGGAGAAACUGGAGUCAAAACCACCAGCAGAGUGUGUGUGUGAGUGUGUGUUAGUGUUUACCUCCUAAACUCUUAGUUUAUCAAGUGAAAAUGCAUCCAGUGCGAGUGUCGAUCCCGUCAUUUCGCUCAGAAAACAACUCGAUCGAGAAAGGAUACACGGUCUUUAGAAUUGACGUGCUGAUGAACGGCAGACAACAUGUUGUUGAGAAACGCUACAGUGAAUUCCACACUUUGCAUAAAAUGCUAAAGAAGAGCAUAAAGCCACCUGAGAUCCCCUCCAAGCAUGUAAGAAACUGGGUCCCAAAGGUCCUGGAGCAGAGGAGGCAUGGUCUGGAGCUCUACCUGCAGACUAUAAUUAUGGAAAAUGGAGUUCUUCCAAAGGUAUUUCUGGAUUUCCUGAAUAUCCGCCAUUUUCCUUCAGUGCCAAAAACAGAAAGCUGUGGGUCAUUUGACACAGAAUCAGAGGAAUCAAGCAAACUUUCACAUCAGCCGGUGCUGCUGUUUCUGAGAGACCCCUACCUGCUGCCAUCUGCUCACGAUGCAUUUUCAAACGUUGUGAUCGAAGGUGUGGUGCACGGAGUUUUCUACCCGGAUCUCCAACCGAGGUAGAGCUGCAGAGCCGAAUCUGAGGGCACGUCAAACAGAUGCUUCAUGUUUUCACACCAUUUUAGGUGUGUAUCAGGAAGGGCGUGAUAUGUUACGAUACACUGAGCCUCAUUUACAUUUCCCAAAGCAAAAAAACAAAAAUCCAUACGUUUUGUUUCUGUCUCUUGAUAAAUCACUGGCACCAUCACUUUCUCCUAAUAUAAGCAAUAUUGUCCCACAUUUAAUUGGAUUUGAAUUCUCAGAAAAUGAUUUAAAGCUGGAGUCUAAAAUUCUAAUCCAAAACACUUUUUUGUCUAAUUCAGCGAAAAUCUCUUCACAGAGCUGUCUGUGUCUGUGUGUGUGCUAAAAAAUCAGUUGUACAUGCACAGUCCUGGCUCUGUUAAUAAGAAACAAACAAACACAACACUGCUCUGUUCGUGCACAGGACAUUGGAAAGGUCAUUGAGAGACAAUUUUGGUGAAACAUGCUCAAAUUUAUGAAGGAGCCCUGAUGGGAGUGUUUGUUUGGGUGUUGAGUUCAAAUAACUUCUGUCAGCUAUAAAACUAUACUAACUAUAUUUCAAACUGUUACAACAGGUUACUCUAAAUGUUUGAGGCAUUAGAAUCAAAAUAAUUAAGUGAAGACUAAAAUGAAUUUUUUCAGAUUAUAGCAAAAAUGUUAUGUUAUGAGUGAAAUUAGCAUACAGGGUCAACUGGAAAUAGAGGCAGAUCACAGUGAGGGAGAACUGAAGUGUUGUCUUUUGUAAGUAAAUACCAGAAGUUGAAACUCUGGGGAACCAGAAAGGAAAUGCUGAUGCCAGCUGGAUGUGAAGGUUAGUUUGUCGCACACAGAGGAGGCCUGUGAGGACAAAGCAGGAGUGUGGAGCUGGAUUAUGGUCUACAAACAGGGAGGUGCCCCUCUCUUUGUAGCACCAGUACUGUGGUCUCUGAAUUUGUUCUGAGAUCCAAAUUGAGCCGUCUGAGGCAGAGCGUGCAACAAUUUCGAGGGUGUUUGUGCAUUCUGGUGGAGCUGACUGCCAUGUGCCACAUGUUAGGGUGAAAAUGAUUUAAAGUUGUGAUGUGGAUCUCUUUCUCUGAGCAUCAGAUGUUUGUGAAGGAGUAUCGAAGUGUUUCCUGUGGUGCUACUGGAGGAGCAGCUCAGUUUGGUGAGGUGGUGAGCUUGAGGUUUUGUGUACAAAGCCAAUUAAACAUGUAACCACAAUAGACAGAAAUGUGUGGCACAACCUGUGAGUAAUGUGACUCAUUAAGCUAAACGUGGGUGUCAACAGAGAAAACAGAUGUUGACAGAGUCAUUAAAAACACUCCACUGACUCAUAAUAGAUUGAUGCAGCAGAACCAGAGAUAAUAUAUUUUUAAUGCUACAUCUCAUUCUUUCUUACCUGAUGCCUACAUUACCCAUAAUGCAAUUCAGCCAUCGGCCAUUUGAUCCUAGCUUCUCCUGUGUAAUGGCUUGUGCACACUAAAUGCAAAGAGAAUAUUUCAUGUUGCGUGAUAGCAUACAAAGUUAAUGCAAGUUGAAAGUUUGCCACUCAUUUUUAAAUCUGAACUUCAUUCAGAAAACAAGCAUUUUAAAAGUUGUUGCUAGUCUCCCUACGCACAGAUGUGACAGAGCUGAAUUCAGACUUUUUACACAUCAGCAUUAUGCCAUAGGUAUUUCGGCAUACUUUUGACCUAUUUAUUGCAAUUAAAUCACAGAAAAAUCAGUUUAUUUUGUGGACAUAACGCUGUAUUAGCAGCAGUGAUCCAGAUGCAGCAUUAGUGGUUAUUUUUGCCAUGUUUGGUAACAGAAGGACACUGGUAAAAAAAAACGUUGUUGGUAUCUACAGUCAUGGAAACAAUUAUUAGACCAUUGUUUUCUUCAAUUUCUUGUUCAUUUUAAUGCCUUGGUACAACUAAUGGUACAUUUGUUUGGACGAAUAUAAUGAUAACAAGAAAAAUAGUUCAUAAGAGUUUAAUUUAAGAGCUGAUAUAUAGCCAUUUUCCAUGGUUUUCUAAUAAUAAACAAAAUCAUUAUCAAGUAAACCAUUGAAAUGUCUAGAUAUCAGCUCUUAAAUUAAACUCCUAUGAGCUAUUUUUGUUGUUAUCAUUGUAUAUGUUCAAACAAAUGUACCUUUAGUUGUACCAGGCAAUAAAAUGACCAAGAAAUUGAAGAAAACAAUGGUCUAAUAUUUUUUUCCAUGACUGUAUACUGGCACAAGUAACACAAGGUGAAAAUUCGCUUUGCAUUUGGUGUAAACACGCCGUUAUGCUAGAAGAGCAGUGGGCUGCAGAGACCUGCUAAUCUCACAUCUAAAUAUUUCCUCAUUUUCAAACUUCUUCAGAUCCAAACAACCGUGAUUUAAGUGAAAUGACUUGAGACACCGCUCCCUUUGGAGCCACAAUGAGCUUUAGAAACUUUUUUUCACAUAUGCAGUAGGGCUCCCAAAAAAGUUGUAAACAGACUCACUGGUGUGUAAUAUCGGUGGCAGAUGUUUAAGGUAAUAAUAAAUGAUGAUAUUUAAGGACUGACAGUUGGAAGCAAAGCAGGAGAAUGAGCCUAUUAUAUUAUAACCAUUAAAUCAAAUGGAAAUCCUUCUUAUUUCUGACCAGAGCUGACACAAGUUUGUUUCUUAUAUUAUGCCAAAAGCAAAACAUAGCUUUUGAUUUGCGGACACUAGUAAGAAAAAAUAUUUCUAACACUCGUUAAAGGCCAGUAUCUAACACUAAUAGAGUCCUGUAGAGUUUAAUGUUGAAUUUACACAUAAUGUAGAAGGCCAGUUCCUCACUUGUGGUGAUUAGCGGUUUAGUCACCCAUCAUGUAAAGGGAUGCAACGUGUGUUUUGUUUUAGUUUUAAAAUAAGAGAUGGUUAUUUAAAAGACUUAGAACCAGUAAAACACUGUGCAAUAUGAAUUAAAACACAGAUUGUCUUUAUAUUGUUCCUUGGGAAGUAAAAACCAUCUCAUGUUGUGAACACUUGUCACUUUCUGGGCAGUAAUCUGUUACACUUCUUAUGUGACUGGACCUCCACUAUGUUUAUACUGAAUCAGACAACUCCUGACAGUUAACCUCAACUAAACAGAUCAUGAUUUUAUGUUUUAACAAAGUAAAUCAUGUCCUAGAGAUUUAUCCUGUAGAUUUAUAUGUAUUUAUAUUAUGUAACACCGUACUGUUUGUGCUCCGAUUAUGUGAAGAGUGUCAUUUAUGUGCCAUAAUGUCAACCUACAGUGAACACUGGAAUUCUACUGUAGCACUUUAAGAUGGUCGAUAUCUAAAAUACUGACACGAAUAAAAUUCAUUAUUUCCACAAA